This is a messenger RNA of Gryllus bimaculatus (two-spotted cricket), 694 nucleotides long. The record is from the annotation of a GenBank genome assembly. NCBI's taxonomy places the organism in Eukaryota, Metazoa, Arthropoda, Insecta, Orthoptera, Gryllidae.
UAACUGCAAAUGUUAAAUUCAUUUGUAUUUGAAUGGGUAACAUCACAGCAGCUCUACGGAAUGCCAUGGAACAUCUAGAUAGAAUUUACUCUUUGAACGGGAAAACGAUUAGACGCUCGCAGAUGCCCGUGUCAUGUGCUGCGUGUGCGUCGGUGUGGGUUUAUGCGAGUGUGUGUGUCUGUAAGUGUUAGGUUUGCAGUGAGUUUUCCUUGUUCAUAGUGGCGAAUGUGAAAGGAAGUGUUGACAGUUUGUUCGAAUAAAGAGAAAAGGAUUGCGGCGUGUAUUCACAGAAGGUGUCAUUCCGUACUUGUGUAUUAAUACACAUACGAUGGCUGAGUCUGGCAUUGAUCUUGAUUACGACUUGAAAGAACUUGACAUAAUAGAUUUGGAAUUAUUGGGGUUUGAAGACUUUGAAGACAAUAAAACAUUUCAUAUUCCACAGUGCUAUGAACUCAAAUCCAAAACACUUCCUGAGAGGAAGCAGCGGCGCGAGCAGAGGCAGCGGCUGCGAGCGACGGGCGGCGGGGGCGCGCGGCGCGCGGUGGGCGGCGGCAGUGGCGGCGGGCGCGCGGGGCCUUCCGGAGCGGCCCGGCCGCGCAGUGCCCACCCCGCGCGCCCGGCCUCGACCCUCGGCGCCGCGCGCCACGCUGUUUUAAAAUUAAAAUGUAUUAUUGUGUUGCGGCGAAAUAUGUAA